GCUGCAGUUGGCUUGCCUGUUAUGGACGGGAAUGCUAACGGAAGAUGCUAAAGUGAACGCAUAAAUCGACCAGAGAACCCGUUUUAAGUUCGUAAAAAAGUGGGAACUGUACUCCAAUAAAGAGUGCUUUUCUUUGCUUUUGGAGAAUUGUGGCCCGUGUCCUGCUCCAGGGCCCCUAACGAGCCCACUUCUCAGCCGGCUUCCUGGGAGCUCGUCACUGACAGGAAGGCAGGCUGCUUCUUUGCAGUUAGCCCAGCUGAAGGCUCAGCUAGCAUUUACGCAGAUGAACAAUGUUUUCGCUGUGGGUGGCUGCGCUGCAACCUUAACAGCAAACCCAAACACACCUGCUCAGGGGUUACCUGGAAAACCACCUUCGCCCACUGCUGUGGCCAUUAAUCUCCUCAAUCUUCUGAAGAUUGCCAACACCAUGUCACAUCCCAGGUAUAAUCCCUUUGCCCCUGGUAACCAGAUGUCUCCCCAGGGGCCUUAUGGACCUUCCGGUGGACAAAUGCAGAGAGACCCUCAGAGGGGACUCCCUCAGCUUGGCGCUAGUUCAAACUUCAUCUCUUCUGGACCUUCUUCAAGCAAUCUUGGGCCCACCGGAGGACCUAUGCCAUCCCUUAUGUCUUUGCCAGCGAACUACAGGACUGAGAGGAAUAACAUAACAGUGGACGAAGACGUAGACAGAUGUCUGGACCUGAAUAUCAGCAGAGCCAGAGAAGAGGCAAAGCAAAACUCUGCCAACCAAAACUCCCAAUUUACCAAUCUUCAAAAAGACACGUUUCGUUCCUCAAACACAAGCCAGCCCUCAUAUCUGACUUCUACCCCCAUUCAGGAGAAGAGUUCCUUCACUGCGGACAGUGCUAGCAGCAGUCUGGACUGGUUGCCAAUCUGCCAAAGGGCUUCACAGAAAGAGCUGUCAAACACAUUUUCACCUGCUUCCUCCACCUUUCAGGGCAGUGGCAACAGUUGGUUCAGUACCUCCAGUAAUGAAAAACGUGAUGUGUCAUCCAUUCCAGGGUUGGGUGAAUACGCCAGGGGUACACCACCUCAGCCUACGCCUCCUUUGGAGAGUACUCGCCCCAAGUACAAUUCAGAAUCGGCUUCCAACAUCCUUCUGCACUUUGGUCUUGAACAGGAAGACUUGGAAAGCUUAAUCUCAUACCCAGAGGACCAGAUCACACCUGACAACCUGCCCUUUAUCUUAAGGCAGAUCCGACAAAAUAAGGAAAAGCGAGUCUCAGCUACAGUUCAGUCAAAACCCUACAGUGAAGCUCAGUCUAACAGAAGUAAGGGGGAAACGGACAAGUCGAUUACCUCCAGGGAGCCAGCAUUGACUCCAGAUCAGAUAUCAUCCGCGGUUCUUAAACCCAGUAAAGUUAUCGAUUAUGGACACACUGGCAAAUAUACCGCUCCAGUCGGAGACAAGGCCGGAAGAGCUAUGGGCAGUUCAGCGAGGACUGGUGCGAGUGGAAAUGUGCUACACAUGGAUGCUUUCAAAAGUAGCAGACAGCCACCUCAAAGAGGGAUGACGGAGCUGAAGACCCAAUCGCCUGUCUCGUCACGUGGCCUGGUGAGUUCUUCCUCCAGCGUUGACUCAUUGAGAACCUCUGUUGCUCCAUCCAGCAGUGAACCGGCUAAAAAUAUCCAAGUCCAAAUAAACCAGACCUCAAAAUCAAUCUUCCCAUCCUUCGCAUUGAACAAGGACAUUGGGAUGAGGCAACUCAAGUCAGAAGUCCCUCAAACUCCUCCGAAACAACCAGAACUGGCCUGCCAAGCUACUUCCAAAGCCCAGCCAUCCAACACAGCCUGUAAUUUAGUCCGUGGAGUUCACCCUGGGCGGCCUGGCCUCGUGCUUAUUAACAGAAAUGAUACUCAGAGCAACACUCAAGGUCAAGGCUUAAAGGUCCCUGAGCAGACGAACAAACUGCCUGAUCAGAUGCAGAAGACACAACAGCCGAAGCAACUGGCCCAACAGCGAGCGCCGCCGCCAACACUGCAGCAGCAGCAGCAGCCCCAGAUGCAUCAACAGCCAUUUCCACCAUUUAAACAAAUGCAACAGCCCACCCAACCCAGAGCCGUCCCUCCUGCAAAUACGACCCCGUCGGCUCUCAUCACAAUUCGCCCCGCCCCACCGAUGCCAGCGCCCGGCGCGAUGCACGCCAUGCCGCGUUUGCCAGCUCCAGCUUUCAAGGGCCAGACGUCAGUAGCGAAGACUGGUCCGUCCAAAGUCCUCCCAACGCCGGCCAUGAUGCAAGACUACGCUGCAGCAACACCAAGAAUAUUUCCUCAUACCUGUUGUCUUUGUAUGAAAGAAUGUACCAGUAUGAAGGACUGGCUCUCCCACCAGAACACCAGCCUUCAUCUGGAGAGCUGCAGACUGCUGAGAGGGCGAUACCCUGAUUGGGAUGGGAAUCCACUAGUUUCGUUGAGUCCUUCAGAUAAAGGUACCCAACCCUCGCCCACAUCCGUCGGCCAGAAGUUGCAGAACCGCCAGCAGAAGUCCACGCCUGAUACCGGUUCCCAUUCGCACAGCCCUCAGCGCCAGCGUGGAUCGGAAGAUAAAAGGGAAAAGCGGGUUAGCCGCUCACGAUCGCGCAGUCCACACCGCCGCUACGGAGCAGAGAGUAGAAGGCAGAAACGCAUCAGCCGUUCUCGAUCCCGUAGCCCACAGCGCCGUUACACCUCAGAAGGGCAAAGAGAGAGAAGAAGUAGCAAAUCGCCUUACGCCUCCAGACACUCUCGCAGGUCCCGCUCUCGGUCCUAUGAACGCCCCACCUCGUCUCGUCAGCGCUCGCGUUCAAGGAGCUAUGAGAGACGGUCCCCGCCCAGGAGGAGGGAGGCCAGGCGGUCCUCAGCGAGGAGAAGUGAGGAGAGGCGAAGUGAGGAGAGGCGAAGCCAUGAGAGGCGGUCACCUCCAGAGAGAUCAGAACCUCACCGUAAGAGGUCCAGCAGCGCAGACAUCCUGGCUAAGAGGCUUCUGGAAACAACAGCUGUUCAGUCUCUGUCCAGAAAAUCAGACCUGGAAGCCAUGGUUAAAACUCUGGCCCCCGCAUUGCUGGCUGAGCUGGCUAAGAUGAAGUCAUCCUCCUCUUCAAAGACGGAAAAGAAUACUCCUUCCUCUAAAUCAGCUAAAGCCUCAUCCAGCUGUCCAAAGAGCGAGAUAACCACUUCACCAAAACUGCCCUUACCCUUACCUCUGGACAAAGUGAGGCUGUCUAGUGUUUAUUCCUCACUUUCCUACAGUAUCAUCAUGGAAAGCUUGGAGAAAUUUGGAAAAGUCAAGGACUUGGUUUUAUUCAGAUCCACACUAGAAGCCAUCGUGCAUUUUGAGAAGAAGGAAGACGCCGAUAAACUGAGGAGCUUAAAAAGCUUCAAAGUGAAGGGAUUGCCCGUCUUUGUUGAAAACAACCCGACUGCUGCCACCAAGAAGCCUCCAACGAAGAAGGAGCAGAAACCGGCUUCCCAGAAAGAGUCUCCAGAACUCGCUGCAAAAUCCCCGGCUGAAAAAUCCCCGGCUGAAAAAUCCCCCCUGACUAAAAAAGUUCAAACACCUAAAUCAUCUGGGGCUACAAACCUCACAACAGGACAACCUCUCACUACAGGGAAGGGUGUCGCCCCCAAGCAGGUAAAAUCCAACACAGGUGGAAAAAAUGCUGGGACGUCUGUUCAAGUUAAAAAGAAGGGCCCAGCGGUGCAAAAACCCCAACGUCCAGUAAAUGUACCCCAAUCUGAUGAUCCUAAAGACAAAAUAACGACAAAACCUGAAAGUGAUGCAGCGAAACCUGCAGCUGCACCGAGCAAAGCAGCUGAAAUCGCGGAGGAGUCGGAUAAAACUGCUGAAAAAACUCAAGAGGAGAACAUAGCUGCUGAGCCUAUGGAUGCAGCUCCUGAAGCAGAACCAACACCAAACAUUGAGGAAGCUGGAACCCAACCAGACACCCUGACUGAAAAGGAGUCGGUACCUGAAUCUACAGCUUCUGAACAACCGCCUGUUGAUGCCGUAGCAGAAGGUGAAGAACAAAUCUCAGUUCCAGAGAACAUCACCAAAACUGUGGACACAGAAGGAGCUUCUAAACAGGAGCAGCCAGAAGAGUGUGAAAAAGGGGAACCGGAAAGAAUACAAAUUGAAAAUGUUGAACCUGAUAAAACUGAACCAGCAGAGCAAUUGGAGGUUAUUAGUUCUGCCGAGUCCAAAGACCAAGUUUCAGAAGCUUUGCAAAAACCAACAGAGUGUCAACCAGUAGCUGGCGUUAAAAGCCCACCCUCCAUGUCUCCAACUGAAACUGAUCCACCUGAGGUGCCUCAAACUUCAAUUAAAGUUGAAGAAAUGGCUGUGGAGGACCCGCCUCAGGUCCAGGAGUCGGAGAUCCCCACAGAGAAGAUAGAGACAAAAACUGAGCAACAGGAGUCAUCAGACAGGAUGGAGACAAAGCAGGAGGCCAUGUUAGAGACGGAUGCAGAAAGCCGUCCAGAACCAGAACCUGUGUGCAACAAUCAGGCUGUGAAGUCUGAUGAACCCAGACCUGCUGAAGCAAACCCUGCAGAUGCAGCAGAAACAGAAGCCGACGUUUCCUCCCCAACAGUCGUGGUGAAGAUGGAAAAGCAGGAGCCGCUAGAAGAAAUAAAAUGCACACCGAUGGAAACUGGCGCUUUGUCAAUGCCUCCUUCAGAAUAUUCUGCUAAUGAUGAACAACCUACGCUGCAAACCCCCGCCUCAGUUUCUCCAUCUCCAGUAGUCUCUACCGAACCCAACUCAUCACAUCCUGUCAAAGUAGAAUCAACAGUUUCAGACUCAAAGGCUGAAACACACUUAAAGGAGAAUGUUGCCCUCUCGACUGCGUCUCAAAAGCCCAUUAAGAAUACAGAGAAGAGGCGGUCACAAAGUACUCCAGUCAGCACUGCUUCAAAGAAAGCCACGCCUGCUCCUUCCACGACCACCAUGUCAGUCACAGAAUCUGGCAAAUCGGAGGAAGUUGCUGCUGAACUUCCUCAUAUCGAUGAAGAGAUUUUUAAGGCCCUCACCACAGCACUUCAAGAACACAGACUUAUCAAAAAAAAGACAAGCGAGGAAAAGGAGAGGGCUACAUUCAGAAGAACUGCCUCUGAAGGUGAUGAGGAGGAAAGGGCACCACUCACAAAGGAUGAAAGCCAAGAUGUGGAUGAUAGUUCUGAUUUUUAUGAUGAGCUUCCCUUCGACUUUGCAGACUUUGUGACUGUUGAUGAAAUUAAUGAAGAAAUGGAUGAAGUGGCUGUAGAAAGUUACUCCUCUUCAUUAGAGCCAACUACCUGGAGUGAAACAGAAGGUCAGACAAAUAAUGUGUCCUCUGAUAUUAGAAAACCCUCAAAGUCUUCAAAAGAAUCCAACUCAGCCUCUUCCUCAUCCAAGUCUGAAAAAGAGAAUAUAUCUCAGAGUUCCAGCUCUGUGUCUGCAAACAAACAAACAAACUCUGAAUCCAACAAAUCUGAAACCAAAACUUCACCUGCUAAUAGCUGUAAAGCUUCCACCAGUUCCAAAUCUGUAGAAACUCCUUCUACCUCUGGUCAGAAAGCUAAGUCAAACAAGAGAAAGAUUGUUAGCAAAUCAUCAGAACCCUCCUCAUCAGGUCAAAAUACCCGUUCAUCAGCAGCAGCCAUCAAAUCAUCUGUAGAAACUCAUCGGGUGCAUGAAAAGGAUUCAAAACCUGCAGAGAGUUCAGUAGCGAAGUCUGACCACACGGUGUCAGCAGAGAACUGUGCUGCAAAUAAUGUUGAGUCACAAUCGGAAAUAAAACCAUCAGAGAAGAAUCAGCUUACAGAGGGAGAAGCCUUACAAAUCCAGAAUCUGAAGACUGAUCCUAAGGAAAAAUCUGUCAAAGAGAUGAAGAAAGGCAAAGCGAAGGGUAAGAAGAUUGACACUAAUAUGAAAAAAACAGAGGAAAAGGGAGGUAACAAUAAUAGUAAACAAACCCUUGGUUCUGUCAGUGAAAAAUUCGAUCUGGAAAACAAGGAGGAUGACCAAGGAAAAAAGACUAAAACCCAAAUACCUGGACCAGAGAAGGACCAGACCAUUCAUCAAUGUGGUCUUGAGGUUGUGGAAGGGGCUGAUACUGCCAGGGCCCAGUUAGAUGAUAGCCAUGAAAUGGAAAUAGAUGUGUCUACCAAGCCGCAGGACAUUACACCUGUAGAGCAGGCAACUACAGCUGAUGAUGGAGAUGAAGGUCCCACAGUGAUGCAGGUGUCUGAAAGGGAUGAGGCUAAACAAAUCCACAGACCUCAAGAAUCAUCAGUCAGUGUUACAUCUGAUAGAGAUAAAGAAACAAGUGAGGACACCAAUCCAACUCCAAAUAGUGGUGGUGAUGCAUCAACCCUAAAGCCAAAGGAAGGAAUCCUUUUAUCAGAGAAAGUGUGUGAAACCUCCAAAGAGGAUGGUCAGAUAUCUAAUGAAGACCAGCCUCUUGAAACCGGUGCCAGCAAAGACACUUUAAAAGACCAGAAGCUUGUAGAUCCCACUGACCAACUGGCUAAAUCAGAGGACAAAUUACAGGAAGAGGUUUAUCGAGCCUUAGACUCAUCGGAAGAUCCUCCAACAAAAGCCACUGUAGAAUCUGAACCUGAGAAGAAAGAAGGAACAGAUAAAGAAAGAACAACCAGAUCUGGAGAUUACAGAACAAGAGAGAGUCGCUCAAGGAGCAGAACAUCUAAAAGUGAGGAAAAAGACAAACCAACUAAGCAACUGGACAAGGCAACGAAGAAGCCUACAACGAAAACAAGCAAGACGAAAAAAGAGGAAAUGAGUGUUAAAGAUUUGGAGGAGCCGGUCUAUGAGGUUUUGGACUCUAUUGAAGAUGAUGCUGUUCAAGAGGCCUCAACCAAUACAGGUCGGAGACGGUCAGCUAGAGGAAAGAAAACGGAUGAAAAGAUCUUAGCUCAGGUAGAAGAACCUAAAACGUCUGAGAAAGUAGAGGAAAUAUUCACAGUUUUAGACUCUGUGGAAGAUGAGAGACCUGAGGACAAAGCAGUGACAACAAGAUCUACUAGAGGAAGAAAAGAAAACGCAACCAAGAAGGUGGAAGAAAAUGCCAAAACAAGGGACAAUAAGACCCCGAGAAGACGCACACCAGCCAGAGAUUCCAAGGAAAAAGAGACAGAGAAAUCUACGAAAACAGAUGUUGGAGUUUCUUCGAAGGAAAGUACACCGACAAAGAUGAGCGACACAAGGCACAAAAGUGAAGAGAGCACUGCUCAUAAAACAUUGGGUGCUGUUAAGGAAGAGAUUGUCAAGAAACAAACCUCAAGGAGAGGAAGACCGAAGAAAGACAAUAACGCAACUAAACAACAAACAGCGGAUUUGAAAAAGGGUGACUCACCGAUCAACACUGUUGAAGAAGAUUCAUUUAAAAUUCUUGACUCUGUUGAGGAUGACCUAACUCGUCUAGACGAGUCUGUAAGUGCAACAAAAUCAGAUGUUCCUCAGUUGGACACAGCUAAGGAAUUAGUAGGGUUACCUUUAAAUGAGGAGGAAGAAGAGCCAAUUUACCAGGUUGUAGAUUCACUGGAAGAAGAGCAGUUCCAAGAUGGGCUGAUGACGGAAACAUCCAUGCAGAAGGAGAGCGAGACAAAGGACGAUAUGGUAAAGAAUACUGAUCACUUACCGUCUGGUAGCUCAACUGUAGAACUAUCAGAACAAACUGGUGGACAGGAGAACACGCUGCUGCAGUCACCCGACAAACCAUCGGAAGUUAAAGAGGAUCCAUCUGUUAAAAAACCUGAAACCAAGAAGAAGGGAAUUACAUCAAAAGCAGAUGUUCAGAAAGUAGACAGGCCACCUUUAAAUAAGCCGGAUAGAAACCUUGGAGUAUCAGACAAGAUGUUAAAGUCAGCAAAGAGAGAUGAGGCAAAAUCAAAGGAAAAUGUUCUUGUGAACCUGGAUCAAGUUAGCGAAGAGGAGGAAGAUUAUCCUGAUGAUGCCGCUGAGGAAAAAGAACUUAUGAAAAGGCAAGCCGCUGCUAGGAAACGAGAAACUGACAGAGAGGAGAAAAGGUCCAGGGAAAGAGAAGCUAGGGAGCGAAGAAGUCGCAGCAGUAGCAGAGGGGGAGGGAGCGGAAAACCCAGCAACCAGACGGAGAAGAAGUGUCAGGAGGAUCUGGAAAAGGUGGAUUUAGACAAGCAGGAUCUCGUGACUCUGGAUGAGGUGGGAGAGGAUGAGGUCGGAGAGGAGGGUCUGCCAGAGGCUCCAACGUGGCACAGGGAGAUCAGCGAGGCUGAACUGCUGGAGCUGGUUACCCUGGAUGAGAUCGCUGAGGAAGAGGACGGACAGGUUGAAACCCUGCCUCAGAGUCCGGAAAACCAGCCAGUGGACUCUGUGACGCCAGAGACCUUGUCAGCUUUAACAGAAACGGUCCAAACUGAGGACAAGAAAGAUGACAAUGAGGAAACAAAACAACCUCCAAGCUCUUCUAAACGCAAACAAAGUGACAACACAGAGGAAAGUGGCAACUUUGUGACUGUCGAUGAGCUGGGAGAGGUUGAAAAGGAAGAAAAGGAAACAGUAACAAGAGGUCGACCCAGGAAGAGAAGUCGACAGACUCCUGGUAGAAAAUCUACCAGAGGAAAAGGGGUGAAGGAAGAACAUCAAAGACAAGAAGAAGAAAACAAAUCCCUCCCACCUGCUUCACUUGAUUCCUCCCCGAUUGUGGAAGAAUCCACGCCUGGUCCGUCUGGUGACCAUCAGCCUGAGAGCCAGAACAUAGAUGAGGAAAAUCACUCUGAAGCUGCUUCUGCAGAACCUCAGCCCCUUACUGACGGUCCUGAUGGACAGAAAGCAGAAGGAAUUGAGGAAGUGAAGCAAGAGCACAGCAGACCCAGUGUUAAAGUCGGGGAUAAACGGAAGCAGGAGGUUUCUGGACCUGAAGCCAAGCGUUCACGUUCUCAGUCUCCAGGUGUCCCUGUGGACCUCCAUCUGACGCCUUCUAAUUCCACAGGCCCUUGUGGUCAGGAAUAUGUGGUUCCAAAGUCCGGAUUUUACUGUAAUUUGUGCUCCAUCUUUUACUUUAAUGAGACCACUGCCAUGGAAGUCCACUGCAGCAGCCAGAAACAUUAUGACAACCUGCUGAAACAUAAUCAAAGACUUCAACAGACACCUCAGCUAACGUCAGCUCAAGAUGUGGAAGCUUCCCUCUCUGACUGAGAAGCUUAGACUUCAGAUUACUUUCCUAUUAUGUGAAAACAUUAAAGCUUUACCUAUCACUGGAAUGAGCCAUGAUGGUAUCGAUAUCUCUGAGCUGGAAAAUUGAGAUCCUUAAUUAUUUUUUUUGUCUUAAACUGUUCUGUGUUUCUUAAGUAUUCGUGCCUUCUUGGGUUUAGGUUUUAUAUUUGACAAGAGUUGCAAAUAUAGACUAAUUUUGUUCCUUACAUGUGCAAAUAAUUAUUGACAAUUUAAGUUACACAAACAGAACGUGGGAUAUUUUCUUUUGAUCUAAACUGAUGGCUUUAUUCUACAACUUUAAGAUUUAACUUUUCCACAUUAAUUUGAUGCUCAGAGUAUCAGUAGUUCUUAACUUUUCUGUUGAAAUACUUUCAGCUUUGUUAGCAUAACAUAAAAAUGCAAAAGGUACUUGAUUUGAUGAAGAAAACUGAUAGUAUUCAGUUUCUUAGAGAGAAGUAAUUGUGUUGAGUCCUUUCGUUUUGUUCAUACGGUCGAUUUUCUCUUUAAUGGAGGGUCCAAUGUCUUGUUUCACUAAUUUCUUUACAUUUAAAAUUUAUAGUUUCAGCUAAGGAAAUCCAUGUUUAUGUAUUUAGCAGACGCUUUUAUACAAAGCGUUUUGUUUUGUUUUUUUGUUGUCAGUGUGAGAUAAAGUAAAGGUUUAAACACGUUAAACAUUUUGUUUGUUUUGUUGAUGACGGAGAUUAUUUAAAAGUGGUGGGAAUGGAUUAAAAUGGGUCUAAAAUGUCAUCAGUGUGUGUAAAAAAACAAAAACAUAGGUUUGUCUUUACUGGCGCUAUGCAUAUCUUUCCUUUAAAGUUACUUCUUAUAUGUAGUGGGAGUUAUUUAUUUUUGCUACUUUUGGAAGAGUUUAAGCCUCUAUUAUUCCUCAACCCAGAAGACCUUUGUCAAAACUGCGGCAUACGACUGGAGGAAUGCAGUUUCCAAAUGAAACAAUGCUGCAGAUUAUAAGGUGGGGGAGCAAUAUAUCCCUUUCCUUGCAAAUAAAACGUGUAUAAUGGUUGAAUUAAAAAAGAUAUCAAAUAUUACCUGUUGCCUAAAUACUACAUUCAUAUAAAAUAAUUGUAUAACUGCAUCCUGGCUAUUUACUAUUAUA
This is a messenger RNA of Cyprinodon variegatus (sheepshead minnow), 10301 nucleotides long. RefSeq names its product zinc finger protein 638-like. Gene Ontology annotation, molecular function: nucleic acid binding; zinc ion binding. The transcript is spliced from 22 exons. Lineage: Eukaryota; Metazoa; Chordata; Actinopteri; Cyprinodontiformes; Cyprinodontidae. Gene Ontology annotation, cellular component: nucleus. The record is from RefSeq and is a predicted model, not a curated record. The coding region runs from base 284 to 9169 and encodes 2961 amino acids.